AUGAAGUUCAUUAUCUCUCUCAUUGCCCUCGCUGGAGUCGCUCUGGCCCAGAGCGCUGAUAUUGGCCUCCCCAAGGAAAACCAGAAGGUUAUUGCUGGAGAGGAUGUGGUUGUCCAGGUCCAGCGUCCUAACACUUUGACUGGAUCCGAGGAAAUCAACGUUUCCAUUGGCUUCACCUCUUGCCCUAACGGUGGCUGCCCCCCUGCUGAGGAGGAGCUCGGCACCGUUGUAUACAGCGGAAGCUUCACCCCCGAGUACCAUGAAAGCCCUCUUCCACCAUACGAGAACUUCACAGUCAAGGUUCCCUCCUCUUUCGCUCAGGGCAAGGCUCAAGUCAAUGUCGCCCAUUUCGCUCUUGUCGGCGCUUCAAAUGUGCCUCUAUUCGAGCCCCUCAACCAGACCAUCAUCGUCGCCUAA
Messenger RNA from Penicillium angulare, 417 nucleotides. RefSeq lists its product as uncharacterized. The record is from RefSeq and is a predicted model, not a curated record. NCBI's taxonomy places the organism in Eukaryota, Fungi, Ascomycota, Eurotiomycetes, Eurotiales, Aspergillaceae. Bases 1 to 417 code for a protein of 138 amino acids. The transcript has 3 exons.